AUGAAAUCUCAAAACCCAACAUUUAUUCUCAUUAUUCAGCUUAUGCAAAUAUGGAGCCGCCAGAUGGGAACAAUUCAAUGGCACAAAGUCAGAAUUCAAUGGUUCAAAGUAGAUACUCUCAUUCAUAUUAUUAUUAAGGGUAUCUCCCCAAUAGAUGGAUCUCCUGGCAAUGAUGACACUGCAUCAAUAGCAGACUGGCCUUCAAAGAAAGACAUUGGUCAUCUGUUUGAGUUUACUGCGUACUAUGUUGCAUGUGGAAGAGCUAAUGUCUCGAAACAUGUAUUGUCUCAAAUUUUGGAGUAUUUGACGUCAAAGAAUAACUUUCCAUCAUGGGUUGCUGGAGAUAGCAUAACUCCAAAAAGAAGAGAGAAACAGGUUCUUGGCCUUCUUGAGGUUUGUGGCCUAAUUCAUACCAACAGACAUCAGUAUCUUGCUGCUCUGGACUGCUACAUGAAAGAUAUAGAUGAACCCAUUCAUGCCUUCUCCUUUAUUAACAAAAUAUUAUUGUGGCUGACUGACAAUGAAUCCACUGCUUUUCAAUCAGAAGUUAUUUUCUUCAGUGGAGGUCUUCCUUCUCAGUUAUUCAAUCUCAAUUAUUUUCUUAUUCUAUGCAGAGAAGGCACGUUCACUUAUCUGGCCCUCGACUUUUCAAGUUUAAGAAAAGAUGAUCUUGUGAGGGUAAAGGAUCAAUCAAAAGCAGUUGAGGCUUACUUGGAAAGGAUCUCUGAUUUCCCAAAGCUUUUGCGUAACAAUCCUGUUAAUGUGACCGAUGAUAUGAUUGAACUUUAUUUGGAGACACUUUUGAUAGCUAUCGCGCAGAAGGAACACUGUUUACGCCUGUGCCAGAAAUAUGGGAUAACAGAUGCUGCAUCAUUCUUGUUGGGAAGGGUUGGUGAUGAUGGCGGUGCUCUUUUACUUACACUUUCCACCCUCAAUGAAAAAUUUAUCAAGCUUGAUACUGCUAUGGGAAGUCUGGUAUCAAGUGGUUCUGCACGUACUGAGCAUUUCAGCAAUGCCUUAAAGCUCCAUAAAGGUGUUCAUAUCUUAAGAAAAUUGUUCUCUCGGUUCAUCGAGGAGAUUGUUGAGGGCAUGAUAGGUUCUGUUCGCCUUCCAACUAUCAUGUCCAAACUCCUUUCUGAUAAUGGUAGCCAGGAAUUUGCUGAUUGA
This is a messenger RNA of Prunus armeniaca (apricot), 1167 nucleotides long. The record is from the annotation of a GenBank genome assembly. NCBI's taxonomy places the organism in Eukaryota, Viridiplantae, Streptophyta, Magnoliopsida, Rosales, Rosaceae.